This is a messenger RNA of Cylicocyclus nassatus, 300 nucleotides long. Lineage: Eukaryota; Metazoa; Nematoda; Chromadorea; Rhabditida; Strongylidae. The record is from the annotation of a GenBank genome assembly.
AUGGGAGGGCAUUCUGAACAGGAAAACACGCUGAACCAACUGUUUGUGGAAAUGGAUGGUUUUUCUACCGAAGAGUCGUCUGUGAUAGUGAUAGCCGCUACGAAUAGAGUAGAUAUCUUGGACCCCGCUCUCUUACGACCCGGACGUUUCGACAGGCAGAUUUACGUACCAGUUCCGGAUAUCAAGGCGCGUCCUAGCUUUUGUUCUCUUCCGUUUUCGUGUGAAACUUACAUGGUCGAUUCUUUUAAUGUUGCUUUUCUCGCUGUAUUGUAUAUGUAUUUUCUAAACAUUUUGCAUUGA